UGAGAUAUAACCAUUUGGGGCCAUGGAAGAUGAAGACGGCUACAUGGCGUUAAGUCCCCAGCCAAGUAAUAAAAACUCUACAACGCAAGGCAAUUCUCAGCUACUUGCUCGGUACAAAAUCUCACUGGGGAUAUUAGGGGCAGCCUGUGUCAUUCUGGGAUUGGCUGGGAUUGCACUGACCGUGUUUGCUUUGCAGGGAGGCAUAUGUAAAGGUGAGACUCGUGGAACAGCUGCCAGUGCUACUCAGGAUGAAGCAGGAACCUUGAAAAGCGCAAUGAGAGCAGGUGGAAGCCCUUGUUCUGAGCAGAUGGCCAUUCACCUGUGUGAGCCAUUUACAGAAAGUGCCAGGUGUAAGCUCUGUCCAAACAACUGGGUUGCACGGGAGGGGAAGUGCUACUGGUUUUCUAAAGAGAAAUGGCCAUGGCUUCGGGGCUGCAGUGACUGUUCCAGGAAGAGAUCUCAAAUGCUAGUGCUCCGGGAUUGGGCAGAAAAGGAAUUCAUACAGGACGUCACUCAAGAGAAAUAUCCUGUUUGGAUUGGACUUAAUGUUACACCCCUGCGCAACACCUGGACCUGGGUGGAAGGCUCAGCCUUAAAUCAAACCCUGUUCCCACUGCCUCUUCCGGAAACUGGAGCCGGUUGUGGGGUUGUGAAAUCCGGUCAAGUUCGCUCUGAAAUGUGCACCGCUGAAUUUAGGUGGAUUUGUGAAAAAGAAGCCAUUUUGUUCUAACCUGUGAAAACAAGCCACCAACCUUCAUAUGCUAGUAUAAUAGACCCUUAUUAUUAUUAUUAUUUCCCUGAAGCAGAAAGGCUGUACGAGGAAGAGCUGCUAUCACAAGUAAUCACCAUCCCUUCUAUUAGUACACCUGAGCCAUAAGUUCCCAUCAGUUUGGAAACAGGGCAAUCUAAAAAUUAGUUGGUAGCUUCUGAAUCCUCAGGUAUGCAGACAUAUAUAUAUAACUUUGUAACUUAAAUGGCCACGUAUUUUUAUUUUUUAAAAUUCCUGAAACAACCUCCUGAACUCUGUGACCCCCUUCAGCCCAAGCCCCAUAUCUCUGUCACACACUGCUAUUUUGCAAGUGUUCAUUUGUUUUUCUAGUGCCGCACUGGAUGUGGCAAAUACACACGCUGGAAACGGGCAGGGCAGGGCAGAGUAGGAUAGAGGCGUCCUAUUGUAUGCCAUGAUGUGGUCUGGAGAAUUUUCCGUGUCAUAUCUUCACUGGUUUCAAAGUUUUUGCAUAUUAGUAAAAUGUAAGUAAAAGACAGCCGUACCUCGAAAGUUGAACGCCUUGCAAGUUGAACGUUUUGGCUCCCGAACACAGCAAACCCAGAAGUGACUGUUCUGGUUUGCGAACGUUCUUUUGGAACUCGAACGUCCGACGCUCCUGCAGCCUGUUGGAAGCCAUACCUUGGUUCUGGAACUUCCGGAACAGAUUCCAUUCGGCUUUCGAGAUAAACAUGCUAAAUUAGCUGACCAGAACAUUUUCCUAUGUACAUUAUCCUGUGCAAAUAACCUAAUUUGCGUAGAAUAUUCUCCAGGUCAACUCAUACUUAGGGUUGCCAGACUCA
Zootoca vivipara (common lizard) is the source of this 1569-nucleotide messenger RNA. Its product is annotated as killer cell lectin-like receptor subfamily F member 1. Gene Ontology annotation, cellular component: plasma membrane. The record is from RefSeq and is a predicted model, not a curated record. NCBI's taxonomy places the organism in Eukaryota, Metazoa, Chordata, Lepidosauria, Squamata, Lacertidae.